AUGUCGCGUCCUCAAUCUUCCACACGCGGAAUUCCUUCUUUCUACCGCGUCUUCUUCACUAUCCUCGACCCUAUCAUCUGCAUCUGGGGCGCCUACAUGGACUUCUUCGACCCGCGCAUGGUCCUGUCAUCACACAUAAUUGCCGACACGCCUGACAUCGGACACAUCAUGAUUCUCAAGCAACGCGGCGGCGCCAUGCUGAGCUUCGGCUUCAUUUCCGCUGUCUUGCUUCGCUACACGCAGGACAUCAAAAUCUGGCACAUUGUCGAGAUAGCGCUCCUGCUUGUCGAUUUUGCGUACUUUCCUGCUGUGUUUGGGGCGUUGAACGCGCAGACAAGGGUGCUGCCGGAGACGUGGAGGGCGGAGGAUUGGGGAAGCUUGGCGAUCACGGGCACGGCGACAUUGGUUCGGCUCGCGUUCCUGGCGAGAGCUGGGUUUGCGGACGAAGACGAGGACGUGGAGGCGAAGAAGACGCAGUGA
This is a messenger RNA of Ascochyta rabiei, 480 nucleotides long. RefSeq lists its product as uncharacterized. Lineage: Eukaryota; Fungi; Ascomycota; Dothideomycetes; Pleosporales; Didymellaceae. The transcript has a single exon. Bases 1 to 480 code for a protein of 159 amino acids. The record is from RefSeq and is a predicted model, not a curated record.